Messenger RNA from Mesitornis unicolor (brown roatelo), 1089 nucleotides. It is a transcript of the gene EED, whose product is annotated as embryonic ectoderm development. The transcript has 10 exons. The record is from RefSeq and is a predicted model, not a curated record. The annotation marks the transcript as partial. NCBI's taxonomy places the organism in Eukaryota, Metazoa, Chordata, Aves, Mesitornithiformes, Mesitornithidae. Gene Ontology annotation, biological process: negative regulation of transcription by RNA polymerase II. Gene Ontology annotation, cellular component: ESC/E(Z) complex. Gene Ontology annotation, molecular function: protein binding; nucleosome binding.
GAUGAUGCUGUUAGUAUUGAAAGUGGUACUAACACCGAACGCCCUGAUACACCAACAAACACUCCUAAUGCGCCGGGAAGAAAAAGCUGGGGGAAAGGAAAAUGGAAGUCAAAGAAGUGCAAAUAUUCCUUCAAAUGUGUAAAUAGCCUAAAGGAGGACCACGGUCAGCCUUUGUUUGGAGUCCAGUUUAACUGGCACAGUAAAGAAGGUGAUCCUCUCGUUUUUGCCACUGUAGGCAGCAACAGAGUUACUUUAUAUGAAUGUCAUUCCCAAGGCGAAAUCCGUCUGUUGCAGUCCUAUGUGGAUGCUGAUGCAGAUGAAAAUUUCUAUACCUGUGCAUGGACAUAUGAUAGCAAUACAAGCCAUCCUCUUCUGGCUGUGGCAGGCUCCAGGGGUAUUAUUAGGAUAAUUAACCCUAUUACAAUGCAGUGUAUAAAGCACUACGUUGGCCAUGGAAAUGCAAUCAAUGAACUGAAAUUUCAUCCAAGAGAUCCAAAUCUCCUUUUAUCUGUAAGCAAAGAUCAUGCAUUGAGACUGUGGAACAUCCAGACAGACACGCUGGUUGCAAUAUUUGGAGGAGUAGAAGGGCACAGGGAUGAGGUGUUAAGUGCAGAUUAUGAUCUUCUUGGUGAAAAAAUCAUGUCCUGUGGGAUGGAUCACUCUCUGAAACUCUGGAGAAUUAAUUCCAAGAGAAUGAUAAAUGCCAUCAAAGAGUCUUACGAGUACAACCCAAACAAAACCAACAGGCCUUUUAUUUCCCAGAAAAUUCACUUUCCUGACUUUUCUACGAGAGACAUCCAUAGAAACUAUGUUGACUGUGUACGAUGGUUGGGAGAUCUAAUUCUUUCCAAGUCUUGUGAAAACGCCAUUGUGUGCUGGAAACCUGGCAAAAUGGAAGAUGAUAUAGAUAAAAUCAAGCCCAGUGAGUCAAAUGUGACCAUACUUGGGAGAUUUGAUUACAGCCAGUGUGAUAUAUGGUACAUGAGGUUUUCAAUGGAUUUCUGGCAAAAGAUGCUUGCUCUGGGCAAUCAGGUUGGCAAACUUUACGUUUGGGAUUUAGAAAUAGAGGAUCCUCAUAAAGCCAAGUGA